This is a messenger RNA of Echinostoma caproni, 1599 nucleotides long. Lineage: Eukaryota; Metazoa; Platyhelminthes; Trematoda; Plagiorchiida; Echinostomatidae. The record is from the annotation of a GenBank genome assembly.
AUGUUUGGUCCCGAAUUGAAAAAUAUUACCGGAGAUAGCAAGACCUUGAGUGAAGUACUACGCCUGGUUGAUCAACUAUUCACCUCGAUCAAAAGUCAGGAUCUACCAUGCCCAUUUUUACCAAAGAAUGAGAAAAGUUGGCUGAAGGUCAAAAACGAGUUUGAAGAUCACGCUUCUAUGAUCGAUGCCAAGGCCAAGAAUUUCAUCAAUGACUAUUUUGCACAUAUUCGCGGACCCACGUCAGCUUUUGACCUAUUGGAAAAGUUCAAAUCGGUUAAGGCUCGGGCAGCAAUUACGUGCUUGUUGAAAGAUAAAUAUCGGGACGUGUUGCGCAGUUUCGGAAACGAGUUAUUGAAAGUGGAAGUAAAAUUCAAAGAACUGAAAGACACCCCGAAUGUGGCUCACUAUUUACCAUCCACGGCCGGUUCCAUUUCUUGGGCCAGGCUGAUUUUAUCCACAGUCAAAGUGAGUAUAUUACGCUUUAUCAACUCACAACCGGACAUUUUGGAUGAGGACGAAGGAAAAGCGGUCAAAGCGAGAUAUGUCAGUUUGGCUGAUGAGUUGCGUAAAUACGAGAUUAGCCGACAUCACGCUUGGGAAACGGAAGUGAAUGCAAUUGUGAGCCUUCGACUCAGUCAACCGGUACUCUUUAAACACACGAAUCCAGUUGCUUACGAUCAGAAAGCUCAAGCUAUCAGUCCCCCACCCACUUGGUGGGCCGGUGCAAAAGGAGAUACAGGAACUGUAUUGAAUCCACCCACACCGCCACAAGCACAACUAAUUCGUCAGUUCUUCAAUGAUCCAGCAAACACCACCGGUACAUUAACACGCACGUAUUCGUCCAAUCUGCAACGGAAUCAUGGUUCUGCCGUUUCAUGGACCAGUCAAGGGGAACGCACCUCUUUGGGCACAAGCCCCACGAUGCAAGAAGGUGCUCUUCCCGUAUACGAAGUGAAUUUUGAUUCGAAACUGUGGGGUGUGAUUCAAGAAGCUGCUCGAAUCGAAUUAUUUAAUCUACCACUGCCGGAGAUUGCUCGAUUUCUUGGACUUCGACACUCCUAUUAUCAGAACAUGGUCCUACAAUUGCAGCGAAUGGUCGAUCGAUACGAGGAAAUCAGGGCACAACUGGAUCCGUUAAAAGUCACUUUAAUGGAAAACAGUCUGCGAAAUCUGGUAAACACGAUCGAUCGUGGUGUGUUCUAUCUUAAUUGGGACAGUCUUGUAGUGGACGAAUAUCUGGAACAUUGUGAUCGACGACUGAAACGGGCCGAAAAUCAUAUCAAAGAGGUCGAUCGAUGUUUUGAUAUUCUCGAACGAAUAGGCACCCUGAUUUCCCGCGCUCAAAUGUUCAAGGAAAAAGAGAAUGGACAAUUGGUCUCAGCCAAGGAAUACAUGGACUAUGCGGAAUCGUGUCGAGAGAAUGAUAUGGAGGAGUUGGCAAAUCAGAUUAGCACAAUGGCUACCAGUUGCCUGGGCAAACUGGAAGAAGCUUUAUUCGACACAAAUACCGGCCGUCGAGCAGAAAUGUAUCCAAUCUAUCAACGAUUCGAAGUCAUGAUCCUAUUCCGAUUACUUGAAGUAAGCUUUCUCUCUGUCUGA